AUGAGUCAACAAACAUCACAAAUCCCCUUACCACCAAUCAAAAUAUUAUUUGAUACAUUAGAAAAUGAAAGCUAUGAAAAAUUACAGCUAAAUAAUACAGAUUAUUAUUUGGAUCAAGGACAACGUCCACUUCAGAACCAGCAACAACAACAACAGCAAGAGCAACCACAGCAAUUAUCACCAAGGGUUUCAUUAUCAAAAUCACCUAUGUCUUCCCCAUUACUGCAAAUUGCCUCUUCUGCAGCUUUUUUCCCUAAUAACAACUCUACUGUCACUUCGGCCAUUGUUCCUGGUACUAGUGCUGCUACUUCAAGCUAUUUGAACAUUCUACCUGGGAACCCACCAUCAAAUUAUACAUCUUCAAUAGCUCCUAUUCCAUAUGAUAACAGGAGUUGUAAUAAUAAUGGUAUUGAAAUUCGUCCCCUACAGUCAAGAGAUGAUAACGAUUUAGAGAGAAAUAUAACUUCAAACAGUCGUAAUAUUAAGCAAGCAGUAUCUCCAUUCCAUGAAGUCCAAAAAUUAGCACAAUUCCAUAAUUUCAAAUUCAAUUCAACAAGUUCAAACAAUAAUAACGAAAAUUAUAAUUAUAGUUAUUAUACUCCAACUACAAGACAAUCAAGAGGUAUUUUGAAUUUGAUUGAUACGUCUUCUACUUCCCCUUCUUCAACAAUCACUUCACCAUCGACGGCAAAGAGUACACUCACUAACAACAAUGAUAAUACGACUAAAAUAAUAACACAUGACGUAGACACACAAUCACCUGAUGGUCGUCCUAACUUAGGAAGGAGGCAUUCAACAAUUCCUAGAAUUCGUUCCAAUAGUCCCCCAAAUAACAGGUCAAUAUCUAAGAAAAAUCAUCAUACUACCGCUAUUACAUCACCACAAAAUGAGAUGAAUAUGAGAAGGAAGAAGGGUUCGGGCAGAAGAUCAAGUUUACCAAUAACAACAGUACAAAUAUUAAAUGAAUGGCUAUUAGAUCAUUUAACUAACCCUUAUCCAACAACACAAGAGAAGAAGGAGCUAUUAAAACAAACAGGACUAACUAAGAUUCAACUAUCAAAUUGGUUCAUAAAUGUUAGAAGAAGGAAAGUGUUUAAUGAAAACUCAGACUCUUAUAUUUUCUUAAAAGCAAAAGAAGAAGCACUUAAAAAGGAAGAAGAACAAAAACAAUUACAAUUACAAUUACAAUUACAACAACAAAAUAAUCAUCAUCAUCAUGAACUAUCAUGA
Molecule: messenger RNA, 1230 nt
Organism: Naumovozyma dairenensis CBS 421
Lineage: Eukaryota; Fungi; Ascomycota; Saccharomycetes; Saccharomycetales; Saccharomycetaceae
Gene: TOS8
Product: Tos8p
Exons: 1
Coding region: 1-1230 (409 amino acids)
Biological process (GO): regulation of DNA-templated transcription
Molecular function (GO): DNA binding
Source: RefSeq, a predicted model, not a curated record